AUGCCACGAGUAGUGCUCGUCGUGCAAUGCUUCGUCUUCACGGUUUUCAAUGUGGAAUGCUUGGAGAAUGGACGGCGCCGGGAUGCCCUCGCAAGUAUUGGUGGGAAGGCAGAUGUCCACAUCGAGAGGACAGGGCAAGCGCAACCUUGGCAAAAAAGGAAAGCUCCUUCUCUUCUCAAAGGAAAGCGAAGACCGGACUGCGAUGGCACUCCGAACUUGAACCUCAUCCAUCUAUUGAGACGUAGCAGGCAGAAUGCUAGCGUAGAAGAGACACCCUUCAGCUACAUGCGAGUCGACCAUCACGAGCAUCAGGUGGGUUUGACUCUCUUUGAUAUGCAGCAUGAUCCAAGUGCCGUGCAGACAAUCCUGGAUGAGGACGCAAAUGCACUCUUGCAACCUUUCCUGCAAGAUGUUCAGACGUGGAGAGAAGCAUGUGCACGAGGAAAUUUAUCAGCCGAGAAAAUCCUUUUGGCUUUGCCGCCAGGUUCAAAGCACGCAAAGGGUUCCGUGUGGGAUGAUAUGGCCAGGGAAUUCGCUGCAUUUAUCACGCGGAAAGUCUUGCGAAAGCCACCCGAAGACAUUCAGAUUUGGCAGCCAUCCAGAGACCUUGACCCAGUUUCCGGUUUACUUGCCAAUGACAGCCAGGUACGUUGCUUUCAGACUGUUGCAGUGCUCACUGGUGAGCCAUGGGACUAUGCCUGGGCUCAGCCCUUUCGCUGCAACACGCAUGAGGGCCGUCUUGUACUGCGAUUUGUGGAGAAUUUCCGGCAGAAUCACCUUGUACAGAGUGGAAGAGCAACGCGGGCAACAGCACAGGUUUGCCUCUCAAGCAAUGCUCUUCAUGAGAACCAACUCAAGCUCCUGGAACUUUGCGAACUCGGCGGGCGACCGGUGCAGAUUCAGGUUGCAAGCAGAGCUGCAGACGUGGCUCUUUGUGAUGCCCUCUUUGUUCUACCUGAUACUAUGCCAAGUGGAGCGGAGCUUUGGCUUAAACCUUCCAGUUCUUUGGUUGAGAUUCUGCCGAAUUCCAGAGAGCCCACAAGGCCUUUCAUUGAAAAUGUGGCACUUCUCACCGGUGCCAAACGCUUUACUCUUGGUAGCUCUUCAACACAGGUGCUCAAGGAGAAGGACCUCAUUGAUGCUGCUGGGAAAGCCAUUUUGGCGUUGAAUCGCGCAACUGCGGAUGCUGUGGAUGGGGCAUUGGAUGCUAACGUUGCUGGGGUCGGGGAGUUGGAAGGCUGCGAGGAGUUCUAUCAUCCCAAAGACGGCUGGAUGGAUGGCUGGCGAGAAGUUGCGCGAAGCGCAAAGCUGGCGAAAGGGCGCAAGCCUGGACUCGCUGCGAAGGCCAAACAAAAGGUGGAAGCUCAGACGGGCGUUGAAGACCGUACCCCAGGCUGA
Messenger RNA from Durusdinium trenchii, 1398 nucleotides. Lineage: Eukaryota; Dinophyceae; Suessiales; Symbiodiniaceae. The record is from the annotation of a GenBank genome assembly.